Tachysurus vachellii is the source of this 7138-nucleotide messenger RNA. Its product is annotated as alpha-2-macroglobulin-like protein 1. Bases 48 to 6557 code for a protein of 2169 amino acids. Lineage: Eukaryota; Metazoa; Chordata; Actinopteri; Siluriformes; Bagridae. The record is from RefSeq and is a predicted model, not a curated record. Gene Ontology annotation, cellular component: extracellular region. Gene Ontology annotation, molecular function: endopeptidase inhibitor activity. The transcript is spliced from 42 exons.
GUGCUUUAAGAUCAUCUUACCUAGAUUGUGCUCGAUUCUGCUCCAGAAUGGGUCCUUCUAGAAUAACAUUCACGCUUUUUUUGCUUUUUGCAAGCACCAUUGUACAGGCGAGCUUCAGAGACAAGAAUCCAUCUGAUAAAGACAAAGACAAGCAUCCACCUGACAAAGACAAGCAUCUAUCUGAUAAAGACAAAGACAAGCAUCCAUUUGAUCAUGACAAAGACCUGCAAAUCCGUCUGAUAAAGCAUCCGUUUGAUCAGAUCAAAGACAAGCAUCCAUUUGAUCAGAUCAAAGACAAGCAUCUAUCUGAUAGAGACAAAGACAAGCAUCUAUCUGAUAGAGACAAACACAAGCAUCCAUUUGAUCAAGACAAAGACAAGCAUCUAUCUGAUAGAGACAAACACAAGCAUCUAUCUGAUAGAGACAAAGACAAACAUCUAUCUGAUAGAGACAAAGACAAGCAUCUAUCUGAUAGAGACAAAGACAAACAUCUAUCUGAUAGAGACAAACACAAGCAUCCAUCUGAUAGAGACAAAGACAAGCAUCUAUCUGAUAGAGACAAAGACAAGCAUCUAUCUGAUAGAGACAAAGACAAACAUCUAUCUGAUAGAGACAAAGACAAACAUCUAUCUGAUAGAGACAAAGACAAACAUCUAUCUGAUAGAGACAAACACAAACAUCCAUCUGAUAGAGACAAAGACAAGCAUCUAUCUGAUAGAGACAAACACAAACAUCCAUCUGAUAGAGACAAAGACAAGCAUCUAUCUGAUAGAGACAAAGACAAGCAUCUAUCUGAUAGAGACAAAGACAAGCAUCUAUCUGAUAGAGACAAAGACAAGCAUCCAUCUGAUAGAGACAAAGACAAGCAUCCAUCUGAUAAAGACAAAGACAAGCAUCCAUCUGACAAAGACAGGCAUCCAUCUGAUAAAGACCAAGAAAAGCAUCCAUCUGAUAAAGACAAGCGUCCAUCUGAUAAAGACAAAGACAAGCGUCCAUCUGAUAAAGACAAAGACAAGCGUCCAUCUGAUAAAGACAAAGACAAGCAUCCAUCUGAUAAAGACAAGCGUCCAUCUGAUAAAGACAAAGACAAGCAUCCAUCUGAUAAAGACCAAGAAAAGCAUCCAUCUGAUAAAGACAAGCGUCCAUCUGAUAAAGACAAAGACAAGCGUCCAUCUGAUAAAGACAAAGACAAGCGUCCAUCUGAUAAAGACAAAGACAAGCGUCCAUCUGAUAAAGACAAGCGUCCAUCUGAUAAAGACAAAGAGAGGCAUCCUUCUGGAACUCAUGAACAUGAAGAUGGGGAAGUAUGUGAAUCUGAAGAAGAGCAUGAAAGGCAUUUAGCUGAAGCUGAUCAUGACAGGCUUCGACCCACACCACAUGAACAUGAAGAAGGGGAGUCAUGUGAAUCUGACGAAGAGCAUGAAAGGCAUCCAAGUAAACCAGAUAAAGAGAAAGAAAAUAACCCACCUCAACCUGAUAAAGGAAAGCCUCCAUCUAAACCGGAUAAAGGAAAGCCUCCAUCUAAACCGGAUAAAGUAAAGCCUCCAUCUAAACCGGAUAAAGUAAAGCCUCCAUCUAAACCGGAUAAAGUAAAGCCUCCAUCUAAACCGGAUAAAGUAAAGCCUCCAUCUAAACCGGAUAAAGAUGAAGAAAAGCCUCCAUCUAAACCGGAUAAAGAUGAAGAAAAGCCUCCAUCUAAACCGGAUAAAGUAAAGCCUCCAUCUAAACCGGAUAAAGUAAAGCCUCCAUCUAAACCGGAUAAAGUAAAGCCUCCAUCUAAACCGGAUAAAGUAAAGCCUCCAUCUAAACCGGAUAAAGUAAAGCCUCCAUCUAAACCGGAUAAACAAAGGAAAGAAAGUUCAUCUGAAUCUGAUGAACACGAUGACUGGCUGUCAUCUGAAUCUGAUGAAGACGAUGGCAGGCAUCCAUCUAAACCUCAUGAAGACAGGCAUCCAUCUGAGCAUGAUGAAGACAGGCAUCCAUCUGAGCAUGAUGAAGACAGGCAUCCAUCUGAGGAUGAUGAAGACAGGCAUCCAUCUGAGGAUGAUGAAGACAGGCAUCCAUCUGAGCAUGAUGAAGACAGGCAUCCAUCUGAGCAUGAUGAAGACAGGCAUCCAUCUGAGCAUGAUGAAGACAGGCAUCCAUCUGAGCAUGAUGAAGACAGGCAUCCAUCUGAGCAUGAUGAAGACAGGCGACCAUCUGAGCAUGAUGAAGACAGGCGACCAUCUAGACCUCAUAAAGACACCUUUUACCUGUUGGCUGUAACCUCCCGAACAGUAGGGGGCACCACUGAGACGUUAUGCAUCAUUGUCAAGCCCUCUGGAUAUGUUUCACUGAAUGUGUACCUGGAUUAUAACCAGAAGCAUGUCCUCCUUCUGACUGAAAAGUCUAUAACAAAGGAUUACUACCACUCCGUGAAAUUCCAGGUUCCUGUUGUAACCGAGGAAUUGGUGGCAUCUAUAACGAUUGAGAUUAAAGGGCGAAAAAGACACCUGAAGAAAGCUACAAAAAUCAUUAUCACUCCUCCAAAAUUCCUGACUAUCAUUCAGACGGAUAAACCCAUCUACAAGCCGGGACAAAGAGUGAAGUUCCGCAUCGCCUCUCUGGAUACUAAUUUCCACACCUACGAACAGAAGUUUCCGACAAUUCAAGUGCAGGAUCCGAACUCAAACCGUAUCGGUCAGUGGCUGAACGUCCCAACCUCCAGCGGUCUGGUGGAUCUGUCAUAUCCCUUAAACUCUGAGGCCACAAAAGGAGUUUAUGUCAUCACCGUCCAUGACAAGAAGAACACACAGUUCACGCAAACAUUUGAAGUCAAAGAUUACGUUCUGCCCACAUUUGAGGUUACAGUAGAGCUUCCUCCAGUCAUUACCAUACUGGACACCAAAGCUACGCUGAAAGUUUGUGCAAAAUAUACAUACGGGAAGCCAGUGAGAGGGACGGUGAGGGCAACAGUCUGCCGUAAGAGUUACAAAUUCAAGCGACCACAAUGGGGCCCAACACCGCCAGACAUCUGCAAGAAUUAUACGAUAAAGACCGACGAGACUGGCUGUGGACAAAAACUCAUAGAUCUGACAGAAUAUGCAUUAAGAGAUUCACGCUAUGAACCUUCGAUCGUCGUUCGGACUGAAGUGGAAGAAGACGGCACUGGUGUGAUUCUUACCGGGUCAGGACGUGCUCCAAUAUCACCUAAUAUCGUUUCACUGUUGUUUGAGGACUCACCAGCUAUAUUUAAGCCCAGAAUAGCAUAUGAUGGAAGGAUUAAAGCGACUGGUCCAAACUCAAGUCCGAUCAAGAGAAAAGUCGUGUAUUUGACUAUAAGUUACACCGAUAAAAGUUCUGUACGGAAGCUGGUUACAAAUGACAAAGGCAUUGCAAAAUUUUCCCUUGACACUCAAUCCUGGGGUCUGAAUCAAGUCUCUCUUCAGGCACAGUAUGAAACGACUCAAAGACCUGUUAUAAGCGAAAUAAAUCGGAUCAUUCCACAAUACCAAUCGGCUUUCCUCAGUCUUCAGCCUUUCUAUUCCAGGAGCCAGAGUUUUAUUAAAUUGAGGAGCUGCUCGGCACCUUUGAGCUGUAUUAAGAAAGCCGUAGUCAGGGCCCAGUACAGGAUACACAACAGCGCACUCGCACCAGGCCAGAGGACCAUAUCCUUCUUCUACAUAGUACUGAAUAAAGGACAUCUGGUUCAGCAAGGACGUAUCACAGAAGCCAUCAACCCUAAAACAGCAGUACACAAGGGCAACUUGGUGUUGACACUGCAGCAUGUAACACUGGUGUCCCCGGUCGCUCAGGUGGUCUUGUACACAGUCCUUCACAGUGGUGAGGCUGUGGCCGACAGCAUAAACCUCCCUGUUCAGCCAUGUUUGGCAAAUAAGGUGUCUCUAAAGUUUUCACCUUCUACGGAGCUUCCUGGUGACCAGGCAUCACUGUUGCUGAAAGCUGCUCCAGGUUCCUUGUGUUCAGUAAAGGCGAUAGAUAAGAGUCUUCUGCUUCUGCAACCAGAGAAGGAGCUCAGCAUCCAAUCUGUGUUUGACUUGCUGCCUGUAAAAUCCUUAUCCGGAUAUCCGUACAACAUCAUUGAAGAGGAUUUAAACCCAUGCCCAGGGAGCCCACCCAUUGGUAUCCGGCCUUUGGCACCAGAAUUUCGAAAGAUUGGUUUUAUUCCACACUUUGGAAAGUUGGAUGUUUACAGCACCUUUAAAGAUAUUGGAGUUAAAGUCAUCACCAACACAGAAAUAAAGAAACCUGUUGAUUGUCUGAAGCUCAUUUCAGCAGCUAGGGAAAAGGGAACACCAGAAGUCCUCAGAAAAGACACCACUUCAGUUGACUCAAGUUCCAGGGAAGUCGCCCAACCGGUCGUUACGAUCCGCAAAUAUUUCCCAGAGACGUGGAUUUGGGAUCUCGUUCCAGUCAGUCAGUCUGGAGUGACAGCCAUUAAUAAAACGGUCCCAGACUCCAUCACUACAUGGCAGGCUGAUGCAUUUUGUACAUCACCUGUGGGGUUUGGAGUCGCCCCGAAAACUGAGCUUAUUGCCUUCCAGCCUUUCUUUGUGAGCCUCACCCUGCCCAGCUCUGUCAUCCGAGGAGAAGUGUUCACACUCAAAGCCACCGUCUUCAACUACCUCAAAAGCUGUAUGGUGGUGAAGGUGACUUUAGCCAGGUCGAAGAAGUUUUCAGUACAACAGUGUAAAAACUGCAGUUAUACAAAAUGUCUGUGUGCUGAUGAGAGCCGGACCUUCUCCUGGACCAUCACACCACAUGUUCUGGGUGAGAUAAGAUUCAAUGUGACAGCGGAGGCCGUGCAGUCGACUCUGUGUGGGAACAAAAUAGUUGUCCCAGAGAAAGGACGCAUCGAUACUGUCAUUAAAAAACUGCUAGUGCUGGCUGAAGGAGUCAAACGGUAUAAAAGCUACAAUGAGCUUCUUUGCCCAUCAGACGAUGUUAAAAAGAAGACAGUCUCACUAACCCUGCCCAAGAUAUUCGUGGAAGGUUCGGAGAUAGCCUCAGUCUCUGUGCUCGGUGAUCUGAUGGGUCGAGCUCUACAGAACCUGGCGAGUCUCCUGGCGAUGCCGUACGGCUGUGGAGAGCAGAACAUGCUGCUCUUCGCUCCCAACAUCUUCAUCCUGCAGUACCUGGAGAGCACCAACCAACUCACACCUCAGAUCAGGAGCACAGCUCAGACCUACCUCAUCGGAGGAUACCAGAGAGAGCUGACCUACAAACACAAUGAUGGAUCUUACAGUGCUUUUGGGAUGAGCGAUAGAUCAGGAAACACAUGGCUGACGGCGUUCGUGAUGAAGUCUUUCGGAAAUGCGAAGAGGUACAUCUUCAUAGAUCAGGUGUUUGUGGAUCAGGCGAAGUCCUGGCUCGGUCAACAGCAGCAGGCUAACGGAUGCUUUGCCUCAGUGGGACAACUCUUCCAUCUGGACAUGAAGGGAGGAGUGAAUGAUGAGGUGACCCUCACAGCGUACAUCACGGCUGCGAUGCUGGAACUCAACUACACCGCAGCAGAUCCUGUGGUGAAUAACGGUCUUACAUGCCUGAGGAACGCGUUCACUCAGGUGAACUCCACCUACACCAAGGCUCUCCUCUUCUACACCUUCACCCUGGCUGGAAAUCACAGGAUGAGGAACACACUCAUCUCAGGCCUGGAUGCAGUGGCCAUAGUCUCAGGUGGUGGACGUCACUGGAGCAGAGCGAGCGAUGGAUCAGUGACGGACUCUUUGGAAGUAGAGAUGACCUCGUAUGUGCUUCUGGCUCUGAUGUCUGGACCUGAGCUGCCCGGGUUUGGUCUGGGUUACAGCACCAGUAUCGUCAACUGGCUUUCUCAGCAGCAGAACUCCUUCGGAGGCUUUGCGUCUACACAGGACACUGUCGUGGCUCUUCAGGCUCUGGCAAAGUACGGCUUCGCCACCUACAGUCCAGCAGGAUCUGUAACUGUUACUAUAACAUCACCAUCAGGGCAGAUUAUCACGUUCACCAUCAAUCAGAGUAACAGACUGCUGUAUCAGGAGCGUGAGCUGCAGGAGGUUCCUGGUGAUUAUAACGUUAAAGCAAAAGGGAAAGGCUGUGUGUACGUGCAGUUCAAUUUGCGCUACCACAUCCCUCCUCCUCCUGGUCACUCGUCAUUCACCAUCUUGGCUUCAGCGAACGGAAACUGCAGGGUUCCGAUUCCAAUUCUUGAAGUGAAGAUUACUGUCACGUAUAAUGGUCAUCGUUUGAAGACCAACAUGGUGGUCAUCGAAGUCAAGGCUCUUUCUGGCUUCAGAGUUGACGCGACGUCGGUGCAGCUUGUGAACGGAAAUUCAAACUUCAAUGACGGAGUUGUGCAACGUGUGGAUCAAACUGAAGAAAGAGCAAUUAUUUACCUGAAUAAACUUACAAACGGAAAGGAGAGGGUUUACACCUUGAAAAUCAUACAGGACCUUUCAGUGCAGAACCUGAGACCAGCUGUAGUGACGGUUUAUGACUACUACUACAUCGGUGAGAGAGCUGCGACUGAAUACUCCUCUCCAUGUCCAUAUCAGCGAAACACGAUCUCAGCCAAAGCCUAGCAAGAGCUUUUUUCCACUUUACUUAUUUUUAUGGGGCUUCCAGCUACCAAAAUAUCAAAACCUUUUAAUUUCAUAAAUGUUCAGUAAUUAAUUAACAGUGUGAUUUUUUUCCCCCUCUCCUCUUGGCAUUAUGCUCAACUUAAUCUAAUAAUCAAGAUAUAUCUGUUAUAUCUCUCUAAUAAAGGUGCCUUUUUCUCUUCAAUAUAUAACAUAUCAGAGAAUAAUUGUGUUCUGAUGAAUCUGGAAGAUGAUAAAUUAUGAAUAAGAAUCAUUAAUAACAUGAUUUUAAAAUGAUUUAUUGGUUUUAAUCGAUCAAACAGUAUACUGUGAAUUUAGUGAUUAUAAAUCUUUAGGUGUUUGAGUUUUUCCUGAGAGUUAAGAGUUUUUAACACUGAAGCACGUCUAAACACUAAGACUCGUGUAAUCUAUUUAGCUUCGUUGUAUUUGUUAUUUUUGUCCACAAAAUGGUCGAAUUUUAACUCCUUUCCUCUCAUUUUUCCUCUCUUUGAAAACUGCAAAAAAAAAAAAAAGAAAGGCAAAUAUAAUGAAAUAUUCUAAUAAAUUUUUCAAUAUGCACUGAU